GCCCGGACGCCCCCGGGAGCCUGGCCCGGCCUCCGCCCCGGGGCCUAGAGCCAGCGAGAGAGCGCCGAGCAGGGAGGAGGGCCGAGGAGACCCUCGCGCCCCUUUUCCCGCCUCCUCCUCCGCCCAGGCCGGGCCGGCGCCCGCCUCGCGUCUCCUCCGCGCCGGGGGUGGUGGUGGUGGUGCUGCCGCCCUCCUCCUCCGAGGCGCCCCCGAGAUGCGACCAUGGACUGCCGGAUCAAGGAAAAUCCAGAGAGUACUUUUGAUUUGGUGCUACAGGUAAAAUGCCAGGCUUCUGAAAAUGAAGAUCCUGUGGUUUUGUGGAAGUUCCCGGAGGACUUUGGAGACAAGGAAGUACUUCAGAGUGUACCCAAAUUCUGCUUUCCUUUUGACAUUGCAAGGGUGACCCAGGUUGGACAGCACUUUACCUUUGUGCUUACUGACAUUGAAAGCAAACAAAGAUUUGGAUUUUGCCGGUUAACAUCAGGAGGCAAAGUCUGCCUAUGCAUUCUAAGCUACUUGCCAUGGUUCGAGGUAUACUACAAACUUUUAAAUACGCUGGCAGAUUAUUUGUCUAAAGGACAGGAAGAUGACUUGAAUGACUUGUUAGAAACCUGGUAUACGCAUUCUGUGCCAAAGGCAAAUACUCCGAUCAGCUUAAAUUUGAACAACGAGAUCUUUUUUGCAAGUGAGCAAGUUUUGAAAAAUCAACCUUGUUUAAUGGCGCAAUCGUAUUUCAUUACUCCUGAUCUAACUGGAUUACCAACAGUACCUGAAAGUAGAAAUCUUACUGAAUAUUUUGUUGCUGUGGAUGUGAACAACAUGCUGCAACUUUAUGCCAGCAUGUUGCAUGAGAGACGCAUCAUUAUUACCUCCAGCAAACUAAGCACUUUAACUGCUUGCAUUCAUGGGUCAUCCGCAUUGCUAUAUCCAAUGUACUGGCAACACAUAUACAUCCCAGUGCUCCCUCCACAUCUGCUGGACUACUGCUGUGCACCCAUGCCAUACUUGAUUGGAGUUCACUUCAGUUUAAUGGAGAGAGUGAAAAGUAAAUCACUGGAGGAUGUGGUGAUGCUAAACGUUGACACAAACACUUUGGAAACUCCAUUUAAUGACCUGAGCAACCUACCAAGUGAAGUGGUCUCGGCCUUGAAAAAUAAACUGAAGAAGCAGUCCACAGCUACCGGUGAUGGAGUAGCCAGGGCCUUCCUGAGGGCACAAGCAGCGUUAUUUGGAUCCUACAGAGAUGCUCUAAGAUACAAACCAGGUGAGCCUGUCAGUUUCUGCGAAGAAAGUUUUGUCAAGCAUCGUUCCAGCACUUUUAAGCAGUUUUUGGAAACUGCAGUGAACCUUCAACUUUUUAAACAGUUCAUUGAAGGUCGACUUGCAAAGCUAAACGCAGGAAAAGGGUUUUCUGAUGUGUUUGAAGAAGAAAUCUCUUCGGGUGGCUUUGGUGGAGGAAAUUCUAGAUCAUAUCACCAGUGGAUGUAUACAGUUAAGAAAGGAGGAGCCCUGAUCAACACAGCUAUGACCCGAGCCAGCCCAGCUAUGAAAACAGCAUACCAAUAUGCAAAAAAUCAUGCAAAACAGGGGAUAAAGGAGGUGAGAAGUAAGUUAAAACACAAGGAAACAGAAGAUGAGUAUGGAAUUUGUAGCUCAGGUUUUGUGCAAUAUACUCCAGUCUACACAUUGCAUAAUCCACAAAGACUUAGCACAGAGAAAAGAAGACUUGGGCAGACACGGUUUGGGCAUCUCCAUGCCAAUACAUAUAACCAUGAUCCUGCCUUGGACGACGAUGCGGACGAUGAGAUGGAUGGAGGAAGCAAAUUGUCAUCUGAAGAUAGUGAGGAAACAUCUUGUUGUUUGUAUGACAGUGAUGACUCUGGGGAAGUGGCCAAAACAUCUGUUCCUCCUGGAGAAAUGGACUUGCUAGGAGAGAUUUUGGAUAGUCUGAGUACACACAGUUCGGAUCAAGGGAAGCUCUCAGGAGCAAAAAGCCUGGACUUCUUUCGAUCAAUGGAUGAUAUUGAUUACAAGGCAACGAAUAAAUCCAACACGCCAAGUGAGAGCAAUCUGGCUCUGCUUUGCAGUGGUCGAACGUCUGACCCAGCUGACUGGAAUCUUGGGCAAGAUGACAGCAUCCUCACUGGGAAGCCUCCCCCGUCUCCAAGGAAACGCGUUCCUUCGAUUGGAUACAGUGAAAAUCUCUUUGUGCCAAAAACAGGAAGUCCCGCCCAUAUCCCUAGUGCCGAUGAUGUGAACUUCUUCAAAACUGAUGCAGAAUCUCCAAACCCGUCUCAAGAAACUAUGCAGUUGUGUUCUCCAGGAGUCUUUCAAGUGAAAAAGACUAAGUGGAGCGAAACACUAAGCAGUACCUCAGCAGAUGAGAUACCACCAAACUUGAGCCAGAAUCCAUCCUCUCAGGUUCCUUGGGAGAGAGAAGCCAGAACAGGAAACGAAAUCCUGGAAGAGGGUGGUCUUCUUCACGAAGUGGUGUCUUUGUGUAAAAUGACUUCUGCGUUCAACCAUGGUUUAAACAUUUCAGGGGACAGGUUUUCCAGUAGCAGCGGGAAUAAAGCGUAAUUUUUGUUAAUUUUUAUUUUUGAGGGGAGAAAUAACGCUCCUGACAAAAGACUUAAGGAAGACAACUCAGGAUUCCAUAUCGCAUAGCAAACCAAAACAUCACAGAGGAAGCGACAAACCUUCCGUUUUCCUAACCUUCAUUGUGGUUUGCCUUACAUGCCCAUCUUCUCCCUCUUGCUUUGAACAUAUCUUCGGAACACAUUUCUUUGCUGCAUAAUUUCACAGCAUGGGCCUGGGUUGGGGCGGGUGGGGCCAUAGCUCGGUGUCGGAGAACAUGCUCUGCAUCCCGAGCGGCCCAUGUUCAUCCCCUGACAUCUCCAGGUAGGUCUAAGAAAUGUCUGAAACCCCAGGAAGCUGUUUUCCAUCGGUCUGGACCACAGGUGGGGAGCCUGUGACGUUUGGGCACAUUUCAUGUGGGUGAGUGAGCCCGGAAAGAAGAGAAGGGUGCUUUGCCCACUGCCAAAAUGCACCCUCCCCUAUAGAUUACCCACAAGGGAAUGUGGUGGUCCUUGGAAGUAUUUAGGGGCCCCCAUCUUGGUGUAGACAACACUGAGCUAGUUGGACCCAUAGUUUGACUCAGUAUAUGGCAGCUUCUUGUUCAGCUACUGCAUUCUCAAGUCAAGCUAAUAGUUUGACUCCAUAUUUAAGCUUCAGCUGGUAUUUGGCACCUGCUAGUUUUUACCAUUUCCCCUUUUCCCUUUCCAGAAAGGAACGUAUCUUCCCAGGUAGGCAUUGACUUUUAUUUUGCCGAGCACAAAGUCAACAAAUGCAACAUUGUUCGUCUGGAACUUAUCAAGUCCUGUCAAUCCAUGAUCCAGUUGCCUUAAAGUUUGAGGGACUCGCUAAAAUAAUUGUACAGGAUGAAAUGCAAAUUGUUGGAAAAGAGAUGCCAUGAUUUCACAGCAGUGAAGCGCAUGAACAAAGGGAAAUAUGGGUCGUUUCCAAACCACAGGAACUCAUACGACCAACAGUGGUCACUCAUGUGACCGUGUGUUAUGUAGCAAUGUAGUUACCACACAAGAGCCUGGUUCAAAUGGGAGCCUCUCCCACAUGUUUGUCUUCCUUGGUGAGAGCUGUUUUCACCUAGCCAAGCAAUAGCCAUCAGUAAGAGGAAAGGCCUCUUGAUGUAUUUAUCACCAUAUGAAUUAACUGUUAUUGGUUUGUCUGAAUUUACCCCAAAAUUGGGUCCUUUACCAAGUAGGCACUGUGGCUCCGUCUUCCAAAUUCUGAAAAAAUGGUACUGUGUGUUUUUAAUCUUUUUUGAAGUGCUGAAAUACAAUGUGAAGUUUACAACUUUUAAAAGGUGUUACUCACUGUCAUCAUUUUUGCAUCUUCAGUUUUCUCAAAAGGAAAAAGCUCGAGCGGAACAGGUAGAUUUUUAUUGGCAUAGAAUUUCCACUGUUUUAAUAUUUCUGUGUUACAAUUGAUCUGCCCUACUGGGGUUCAUGCCAAUUUAACCUUCAGAGGUAGUGUUUUAAAGUGAUGUUUAGGACUUGGAUCAUUAUUCGAUGUGCUCCUUGAACAAAUUCUAAUGUUUUCUUUUUUAAAACAAAAAUGAUAUCAGCGGCUGAAAAAUAAUAAUAUAAAGAAAGUAAUUUAACAGUGUAAAUCUGGAAAUCUCUUUCUAGGCCUAAGCAAAGGAAUCAAGGGCCACACACAAUUUCUGAAGCUUAAUCAUAACCUAUAAAAAGAUGCAUCCAAAACAACGUCCCUGCCACCCAGUGGCUAAAAACUGGCCUGCUAUGGGAUGCACCACAAUGCUCACAAAUGGCAACUUUUAAAAGUUGUCUUCCGAAAAGUCUUCUCUUAAAAGCAAACCUUUGGUCCGUAACAUCAGUGUCCAAAGGUGCCUUUCAAAUGAAUGGAACGUUUUGUUAAACCAUUUGGAAGUGGUAUUCCACAUAUUUAUAAAGUGGGUAGUACACUUUUAGGCACUAUACAAGUAACAAUUUAGCGUGGAAUCCCAUCGCAGUGUCCUUUUUCCAGGACCUAUCUGCUUAGAUAGAAGGACCUAUUUUCCCUGUGUUUGUGCUGUUCCCUCCUUCCCCCUCCCGAUGUCUGUGUUUGUCCUUUCAAUUGUCACUGAUGGUGGUUCUAGAUUGCUUGAGUCAAGAGAGUAGUGAUUAGGUGAGGGUAUAUUUAUGUCUCUGUGUACACGUGUGGAUGAAGGUGCAUGUUCCAUAGCCCAGUGCAUACAGGAGCUUCCAAUUCUUCCUUCAUGAAAAGAAAAACUCUAUGCAUAUGGAAACUUCCUAUUACAGCCAUAACGGGUUUCUAUGAGAGUGACAAAAUCCUGCAUGGAUGGUUUCUGAAUCAUAGGGGGUGGGAGGCUGGAGGAGAGAAAACUAAGAAAUGUCUGGCAAAACAUGCAGGUUUUCAGUGACUCACAUUGUCAGUGAAUGUGUUUAGAGUUGCCACGCUAAUGUCAAAUACCGUUUUAUGUAAUUCUUACCGUAACAUGAGUAAUGUGUAGUCUUGUUGAUGAAUCUUUGAAAUGCAACUUCAUUUUGACCCCACUUAAACUGCAAUGUAUGUAGAUUUGCUAGAACUGUUAGCAUUCACGCAUCGUUUAUCACCGAUAAGAUUUUUAGAAGGCUAAUAGUUGUGCCUUACGUUUUUUGCCCUGAAUAGUUGCCAGUUAGCUUUCUUACUGUCAAAAGAACAUUAGACUUGCCAAAUGAAUCAAUUUAUCAAAUAUUUAGUCAGUGUCUACUCUGUUCUCCACUGAUUAUGAUGUAAAAUUCGCAGUCACUCGCAUCUGUAGCAUUUCGAUGUUUACUAUAGCGUCAUAGGAAAACAAGUGGUUCAAUUUCUGCUUCAUUGUCACAUUUCCCCCACCAUAUUCAAUGUUCAUAGGAACUUAUGAAAUCACAGAUUUUAAUAUAGUGCUCACAGACUUCAGGUAACCCUUAAAGUUUCUCAGGAAUCCCAAUUAAGUAAAACUGCUUUGGACCAUUAGAUUCCUUUCUCCACCUACAAAAUUUCAUUGAAAGUUAACCUAGUUAUUUAAGACAAUUCAGUACUAACAGUGCUCUAGCCUUUUUUAGUUGCAAGCAAAGGUGGUCACAUUUUAUUUUAGUAUAUUAAAUUCACCAGAUAUUAAUAUAUUAUUGGAGCUUGCCAUGGUGUUCCUCGGAUGUUUGGGGUCAUUAAGCCCUUUGUUUUAAAUCCCCAAACUUGUAAGUUUCUGACAGCAUCUACAUAUUAGGGGAUCUAGCCACCAAGGACUUUCCUUGACAUUAGCUAUACUCCAAAAUUGGAAAAGGCUAUCACAGUAACUGAUGGAGCUAAUGGAUAAUAAACUGUUCUGCCAUCUCCUUUCCAAACCCUUGAAUACUGCUCAAGAUCAUGAAAAGGCCUUUGCCAAGUUUCGGAAACGAAAGUUGCUUAAACUAGCAGGAGACCUUACGUGUUCUCCUGGAAUUCUGUGCACUGAGAAUGAGCUAGAAUGUUGGUCACAGAUUGUAAACAUUAUGCAAAGAAAUGAAAACCCCGAGAUGACCCAACAUUUUGCAUGGUGUGCUGUUGGAAAUAACAAAAGAAGUCACUUUUUACUGAAACUUGUACUGUUCCCUAGCAUUUCAAAGAGUGAUAUUGCUGCUUUUUGAUCGCUAAGAGUUGGGUUAUCAAAAGCUGUCAGUACUGGCUAACUCUGCUCCCAAAGAUGUCAACAGUAGUUUUCCAAUUGAUUGAAUGUGCAGCCUGCACUGAUGAGCACCUUUGAAAAUGUUAAUUUUCAUUGUUAGAAUAGAUAAAACAAUACAAUCUACCAGAAGAUUCUCCUGCAGAUGUCCCACUGGUGUGAAUUCUUUGGGGCUUGCACAAGAGAACUUUAUGGUGGAUUGUGCCCCAAAUUAUAUUAGACAGAUUAUCUCAAGCAGAAUGAAAAUCUCUUUUUUCUUUUCUCUUUUACAUUGUGUCCUUGCAAAAGGAGGAUUUUAAAUAGCUUGCUUUGUGCAGAAAUUGAAAAAUAGUAACUAGCUAGUUACCAUAUUGAAGCCUUUCAUUUUCAUAAUCAUCUGCUAAAACUUUUGUUCAUCUGACCAGAGAUAAUUCAGGAUCCUGUUAAGCUACAAAACUAGAAAAGUAGUUCUGUUAUCAUCGGCUUUUCUUCAGAUAUUUUUGCUCAUAAUAGGGCAAGACUGAAGCUGAAGUUAUUGCUAACAAUACCAUCUACUUCUCAAUGCAAUGCAAGGAGGAUAGGUACAGGAGAAAGUCACCUCUCUCCCUAAUCUGUGUGGCCAGAGGGGAAAGAUUAAAUUCCUGCAUAGGAUAUCAGCUGCCUUUUGACAGCUACAUCUUUUAACUUCUUAAAAGAAAGAUCACAGGUAGAGAUGUAAGAAGGCAUUGUUUUAUAUUCCGCAGUAUAUUCACUUGCAGAACUGUUUCCAUUCUGCUGCAAUUCAUCUUCACCCAAAACCAUGUUAUUUAUUUUGCUGUCUACUGCAAUGAAAUUACAUAAUUUACAUGAUUACAUAAAUUAAGUUGUUGUAGCAUUAUUCCAUCCCAUUAAUUUCAGUGCAAAGGAAAUGUAAUAGAAAUGGGAGGUGGGGGUGGAACUGUUUGUGGAUUGAGAGCAACAUCAACAGUGAAUACUUAAUUUCACUGGAUAGAUUUCUAUUCUGGACAUGGGAAAAAUCAACAAAAAUGGCCAUUUCCAUUUCCAUUGGAAUUCUCCAACAUGCCUAGUCGCAGGAUCACUGCAAGCUCUGCUGAUUUUAGCUCUGAAGACCAUUGACAUCACUCAUAAACCAAACUCCUUAAUCUUACAGAAGGCAGCAAACCACCCUAGAUUUAUUUAUAUAUAUUUUUCCCCAGAUCCGAGGCAGGAAAAGGGUGCUUAGGGACCCUGUUUCCUUUCAGUUUAACUUGCCUAGGGGCUGCUUUAAUAGCUUCCAGGCAGUUAGGACUGGUUCUGUUUCCACUUCAAGGACACCACAAUACUCUGUGUGCCAUUCUGGACGUUAUGACUUAUGAGAUGCAUUGGAUCUUAGACAAGUGUAAGAUGUUUGCCACCUGUAGUGGAAAAUCCAAAUGGUGUCUCUCACAUUAAAAUGGGUCAGAGUAGAGUUGUGUGGUGUGCUGUUAUGUAGAUCCCAUGUGUUUCAGUUGUGUUUGUGUAGGGAGACUUGUGUCUUGGGCCCCCUUUAGUCAGAUCUGCCUUUCUCCUCCUUGCCAUUCUCGGUGGCACCCAAAGGCUGCCUUGAUAUAUGGGAGCCAAACAAGGAAUCCUCCAUUAUGAAGUUGUCUUGAGUGCUAAGCAUUAAAAAAAGGAACUCAUUGUUGCAUUAUGUCCCACCAACUUUUCACACACAGCAAUCGCCUCUCUCCUCGGAUACACUGUACUGGGGGUUCUCCUGGCCCCUUCGCCCCGCCAAUUUUGGGAGAGCCCUCUUGUGCAGAUGGGCAUCCUUUCACAGGGCUUCCUCUGAUGGGGUGCGUCAGGUAAAUCCCACUAAAAGAGUUUGUGGACACCAGACCCAUCUCCCCCCCCAACACAAAUCUUCUUUGACGAAAAGGUGUUUAUAGAGUAGUUUGGAUGGAUUCAGUACACUUCUGAGUUCUUCCCUAACAUCAGACAUAAAUAAUAUUGUAUGUAUAUUAAUAAGCUUUUUAAUUUAGAUUCUAGGAUCAGUAUUAAUAUGGGUGGGUUGAGGAGGAAAGGGACAAGAAAAGAAAUCGAGAUUCUUGGUGAACCUUCUCUCCCCUUCGCCAGUCCCAGAUAUCAUGAUAACGGCUGCAAUCCUAUACACAUCUACCUGGAAAUAAGUCUCAUUGAACUCAAUGGUACUUAACUUCAGAGUAGAUCUGUAUUGAAUUGCACUGCAAGGGAGAUUCCGGGAUGUGAGGGAAAGUACUAGAUCACAACAAAAGAUGGAUUUUGUGCAAUAUCUUUGCUUGCUUUUAUUGUGUGUAUAUGUGUUUUUAAAAGAAUUUAUUUUGACAACUAAAAACAUCUGCUUUCCCAGUAGAUCUUUGAGAUUAAUUUUUCUGGGGUGUUCGUUUUGCUUUGCUUUGUUUCAGGAUCGUGUAGAGUUACAUGUAGCAUUUAAUUACAGUUGUCUUGUGGAUGAAAGUACUGUACAUUGUCAGUAGACAAAUGGUAUUUCUGUUGACUGAAGAUAACUAGGGACGCCACAUUGUUGUGCUAUAAUGAUAAACAGAAGUGUUGCCAAUUGCAUAGUAGACAACAAACUCACAGCUAAUGGCGUCUAUAUUCCACACAGUACUUUGUAAGUACACAGCAGGGUAGUUUUUGUGUUUAAUUCACCUGGAAAUUCUGCUGCUUACUUCCUCUGUCCUUUGAGCAAGCAAAAUAAUGUUUGUUCCAUACGAUGGAUGGUAGGUGGCAACUUAUGGUAGACAUUUGCAGCUUCAUAAUCCAGCAUGUGGCAUCCUUAAUUGAUAUAAAUGAUUGCUCAGAUCAAUAGAUGUUGCAAGUAUCUUUUAAAUUGUUUGUUAAUGAUGUUAAUCCAUGUAUUUGAUGUACAUUUUCUUCUCAUGGCCAAGCGUUUUAUCAGGAGCUAUUUUAAAUUAACUUACUUGAAUGAGUUAACUGAAGCACUGUGUAAUUUAUCUAGCUCUAGACGCAACUUACAAACAAGGUUUGUGGUAAAUUUCUUUUUCUGUACAUACCCAUGCUACCCAUGAAGCUAUUUCAUGGAGGUAGUGAAAAUCUAGCAUAUUUCAAUUUAUGUUUCAGAGAAGAGAGGGGGAAAUGUCUCUUUUUGUGAACAGAAGAACCUACCUUUGUAACGGGCCUUAUCUUUAAACAGUUUCAUAGCUGCCUUUUACCCAGUUUUGAAGAAAUCAUUUGAUACAGGCAUUGUGGGAUAAAUAAUCGUUUGCAUGGAAACGCAUUUCUUGAUCUCUUCUGACAAUGCAAAGCUAUGUAAAUGAAUCGAAACUGUGUUACAAAUAAAGCCAACAAGGGUUGUUCCUUUUUUAAAAAAAACAAACCAAUUAGGGCUUCGAUCUGUAGUGUUGCACACCUUAGCUUAGAUAACAGGAGAUUUUCCUCUAGAGCACCAGUUUCAGCUGAAGGCACGAGGACCCACAGGUGGGACAUAUGCUUAUGAAAGCAGUGUCAUGCCAGCACCAUUUAAAACAGUAAUUUGAGAGAGAGAAGGAGACCAUGUAAAGGAGUAUGAAGCUCCUUGAACAUUAAUGAAGCUGUGAAGAGGAGAAAUUCAGCACAUGCAGCUUCUCAGUUCUCCUUUCCCUUGCUUGACCAGCUGCAUCUGCCAACAUCUCUUUUGCACAGGAGUCGUAUCCUCCUUGCACUUCAAGGAGACGAAUGGAGAGAAGAUGGGGAGGGGAGGACCCUGGCUCAAAGGUAGGACCAUCUCUAGGGAUGGUUGGCAAGGCUCCUUUCUUGGAACCCAGGAGAACACACUGCCAGUCAGUCUACUGAACUAGUGGAAUCAACGGCCUAAUUCAGCUUGGGGAAGCUUCUUGCAUUCCUAUGAACAUAUAGCAGUUGCAGGGGAUUAAAAGCCAGUCCCUCAUUUUAGGUUGGGAUUAGGGAUGGGUCCUGGGCCUGAAAGUGUUGGGACUACUGCCCUAGAGUCUAAAGACUGUGGAACUCAAACUCCUGUCAGUAGCUCCUCUAUAUGCACUUUAAAUUGACCGUUUUUGCUAAUGUUGGUACAAAGUAUUUGGUAAACACGUUGCCAUAAAGUGCCCCACGGUGUAAUAUAAAAUAAAAAUUACUGAACUCAGAAAUACA
Podarcis muralis (Common wall lizard) is the source of this 10309-nucleotide messenger RNA. RefSeq names its product DENN domain containing 1B (gene DENND1B). NCBI's taxonomy places the organism in Eukaryota, Metazoa, Chordata, Lepidosauria, Squamata, Lacertidae. Gene Ontology annotation, biological process: endocytosis; endocytic recycling. The record is from RefSeq and is a predicted model, not a curated record. Gene Ontology annotation, cellular component: nuclear speck; intracellular membrane-bounded organelle; cytosol. Gene Ontology annotation, molecular function: guanyl-nucleotide exchange factor activity; phosphatidylinositol phosphate binding.